GUGACAACCGGAAAUGAGUUUUUUCACUGUUUUCCGCUAAACGGCGGAAAGAUGGCGAUGCCCAUGAGGAGGACGCUGGUGGCCCUUCACAGAGCAACAUGCCGCAGGUUGACGAACGCCGAGGUGUCUCUGGAUGUGCGGCACCCUGGUCCACUUUUCCUGCCGGUCCGGACCAAGAAGCGGUACUUUAUCCCUCCAGCAGUUGGCAUGAAGACGAAGAUGGAGGGAUUCACCGAGGCCAAGGCCCGAGCAGCAGGCAUUGUUGGCAAACAGGAGAACAUUGAGAGGCCCAUCAACAUCUCCUGCACCGCGGGCGUGUUCGACCCCUACGUCCCCCCAGAGGGUGACGCUCGUCUCUCCACUCUGUCUAAAGAAGGCCUGAAACAACGAGCUGAACAGAUACGACAGAGCGCUACCUCUCAGCUGGCGAUUCGUAAAAUCAAAGAGCACGACUCUCUGUUCAAAACCAGGGAUUUUGCAGAGCGAGCUCAAGAGAUCUUUGUUGAAGCUCACAACGCUCUGACACAGUUUAACAAGGAGAAGCUUCACUCCUUGGUAACAGAAAGAUGUUACCCGGAGAUGACGAGGGGGAACCGCUACAAGACCAUCCGCUGGAGUUUCAUCGAGUCCCUGGAGCCGCCCAGAGUGGUCCACGCCCGCUGCACCGACAUGGUCGCCAAAGGCAACGUGUACGGCCAGGUGACAGUCCGCAUGCACUCCAGACAGACUCUGGCCAUCUACGACCGCUUCGGGAGGCUGAUGCUGGGCAGCGAGGAGCAGCCGAAGGACGUCUUGGAGUACCUGGUUAUAGAGCGACACCUCGUCAACCCUUAUGGCCGAUGGAGGUUACACGGAAAAAUAGUGCCGUCCUGGGCUCCCGCCAAAGAUCCAAUUAUUAAGACCGUCAUGAUUCUCGGUCCGAAGCUGAGGCCCGGAGAAGAGUUCGAUGCCCUCAACCAUGAAGUUCCCAAACCAGCGGCAGUUCAGUGGUAUAAAUAGGCCACCAGAUGGCGCUGCUCUUUCCAUGAAAACCGCAGUAGGACAUUAUCACCAGCCAUGAGCCAAAUGCUGUUUAAAAUUUGGCUGUGGAUGGUUAGUUUGUCCACCUUGGCAGGAAACCAGGCUUCCUCUGGAGCCUCUUUUUCUGUUUGAAAAAGGCUUUUGGCCGUUCAGACGGUGGAAGCAGCAGGUGAGUUUUAGGAUGAACAAACCACCGUGUCCCGAAGCCAAUAAAGCUGCUUCUUACUCUACAGAAAAAAAUCAUCACACUCAACAUGGAAUAAUAACAACAGCCCUUUUCGUGACUUCAACUCAGUUUAGUUUCACACAUUUUUUAUGUUUUCUUCAUGAGACUAAUUUAAUGUGUACAUGUAAAAAAUAAAAUGUACAGAUCUCCAGAAAUUGUACGGUUUAUUUCUGUGAUGAAUAUACUGCAUGUCGACCUCGGGAAUUACAAAAAUAAAGUGUCCCAUCUGCUUCUCUCCA
Lates calcarifer (barramundi perch) is the source of this 1485-nucleotide messenger RNA. RefSeq names its product mitochondrial ribosomal protein L45 (gene mrpl45). The record is from RefSeq and is a predicted model, not a curated record. The transcript has 8 exons. NCBI's taxonomy places the organism in Eukaryota, Metazoa, Chordata, Actinopteri, Centropomidae. Gene Ontology annotation, cellular component: mitochondrion. Bases 52 to 999 code for a protein of 315 amino acids.